Molecule: messenger RNA, 645 nt
Organism: Bombyx mandarina (wild silkworm)
Lineage: Eukaryota; Metazoa; Arthropoda; Insecta; Lepidoptera; Bombycidae
Gene: Archease
Product: protein archease
Biological process (GO): tRNA splicing, via endonucleolytic cleavage and ligation
Cellular component (GO): tRNA-splicing ligase complex
Source: RefSeq, a predicted model, not a curated record
GGCAGAGAGAGAGUUGAAGAAUUUAUGUAGUGAUAAAAUUGUAUUAUCAAUGAAGGUAGUGAAGUAAGAGUAUUUGUACGUAAACACAUAUAUUAGUAAAAUUUUGUUACAUUAUUAAAAACUAUAAUGGAUGAAGAAUUAGGCGGUAUUUCCGAAGAAUAUUAUGAUAUACCUCCUGUUAAAUAUGAAUAUUUGGACCAUACUGCUGAUGUUCAAUUACACGCAUGGGGCGACAGUCUUAAAGAAGCCUUCGAGCAGUGCGGGAUGGCGAUGUUCGGCUACAUGACCGAGCUUGAGUACGUCCAGAUCAAGGAUGUUCACACCAUCGAAGCGAGCUCUGACGAUCUCAUGGGAUUACUUUACCACUUCCUCGACGAACUGUUGUUUUUAUUCUCCUACGAACCAUUUUUGAUAUGUAAGAAGUUAGUCAUAACGGAGUUUAACACGCAAGAGUUUAAGAUAGUGUGCAAGUGUUACGGCGAGGAGUUCGUAAUUGGCAAACAUCCCCAAGGCACAGAAGUCAAAGCUAUAACUUACUCGGCCAUGCAGAUCAUUGACGAUCCAAAGGACAAUAAGUACGAAGUGUUUGUUAUCAUUGACAUAUAAUUUUUUUUUAAUUUUUUUUUGUAUUCAAGAAAUAUACGU